Emiliania huxleyi CCMP1516 is the source of this 1299-nucleotide messenger RNA. RefSeq lists its product as hypothetical. The coding region runs from base 1 to 1299 and encodes 432 amino acids. NCBI's taxonomy places the organism in Eukaryota, Haptophyta, Isochrysidales, Noelaerhabdaceae. The transcript has 2 exons. The record is from RefSeq and is a predicted model, not a curated record. Gene Ontology annotation, molecular function: zinc ion binding; carbonate dehydratase activity.
AUGCACGAUCCGCCGGAUGUCGCGUCGACCAGCGGCGGCAGCGGCGACUUUUGCGGAGGCAACGGGGCGGAUGACGCACUGCAGGACGAGGUGCUCUUCGAGCUGCUAGAGGGAAAUCGCAAAUACGUCCGCUGGCUGAGAGACCACCGGCAGAGCGGCGACGGCGGCGGCGAUGCGGAGGCGCGCGGGGAUGGCAUGUGCGACUACUUGCAGCAAAUCGAGGAGGACAAGAUUGGCAAGAACCGUGCGCCACUGCGACCAGUGCAGCCAAAGGCGCUCGUCAUCUCGUGCUCGCGUUCCUUCUCCCCAAUGGACAUGCACCGCUGGCGCAAUACCCACCACACGCUGAUCCACGAUGUGAAGGACCCCGCCGUGUCCGAGAGGGCGCGGCGAGUCAUCACGAUGCUGCGGCAGGGCAACGACCGCUUCUGCGCCGGCCGGUGGCACUACCGCACUCCGUGCGGCCUUGAGGGCUCUGCGCCGCCGUGCGCAGUCGUGCUCGGCGGCUCGGAGUCGCGCGUCCCGAUCGAGGACCUGUUCGACGUUGAGCCUGGCCGGCUGGUCGUGCAGCGCGUGCUCGGCUCCGUCGCGGGCCUCAAGGAGCGCACCGCCUACUCCUCCAUCCAGUACGCCGUCAUGCGUUGGAAGCCGCCUGUGCUGCUCGUGCUCGUCGAGAGCAGCUCUGCCGUCGUGACGGCGGCCAUCGAAGAGCUGCGCGGGCACUACUUGCCGCGCGCGCCCGUCCGUGCGGUGCUCGAACACAUCAUGGUCUCGGCGCAGCGUGCCAUCCGGCAGGUUGAGGAAGAUGCCUCCCUCACCGCCGCCGGCCGCGAGAUCAAGGCGCAGCGGCUGACGACGGAGCUCAACUGCCUCUACUCCAUGGAGAUGAUGCUCGCCUCGAAGAAUAUCCGGGACGUGGUGCGCACGGGCGAGGUGGAGCUGCUCGCCGCGAUCAUGGAGACCGGGACGGGCAAGAUCCGUUUCAUCGGCCCACAUCCGCGGCAGGACGAUGUCAUCCGCGCGGCCGACUUGCGCGAGAGGACGUACGCCGCCGGCCCCGCCAGCAUCCUCUCCCGAGAGGACUGGGAGAACUACUUGCCCAGCUGGGCCUUGGUCGAGCGCAGGCCGUUCACGGCGGACGACGCAGAGCCAGCCACAGGGGCGACAGGCUCGGUCGGGACGACCGCUUUGCUCAAGCCAGCUAGCGUGCCCGGUGUUCCCGCUGCGGGCCAUUGCGGCGCUGACGCCCUUGAUUCUGGCAGCACUGCUGGCGCUGCCGUCCUUCGCCGCCUUCACUGA